GAUUUUGUCCGUCACUUCCGCGUGCUGCUACCCGAGGGCACCAGUGCCACCCAGGAAGGCAUCGGACAGUACCUGGGCCAGGUGGACCUUGCACCCAAUGGAUACCAAGUUGGCAAAACCAUGGUGUUCCUGCGGGAGGUGGAGCGUCAGCAGCUGCAGGCGUUGCUCCACAGGGAGGUCCUGAACCGUAUCGUCACGCUGCAGCGCCGCUUCAGGGCCCUGCUGGAGAGGAAACACUUCAUCAGUAUGAGACUGGCUGCUACAACCAUCCAGAAAUGGUGGCGUGCCUACCAGUCCAAGCAGGAGGAUGACUACAACCCAAGCAUCGAGGAGGGGGCAGCCUUGUGUAUCCAGACAGCUUGGCGGGGGUACAAGGAGCGCUGGAGGUUCGGGCUGUGGCGGGAGGCGGCCCUGCUGCUGCAGAGGGAGUGGAGGGCGUUGCUGAAGCGGCGAGAACGGGAGGGGGCGGCACUCGCCAUCCAGACAGCCUGGCGCUGCCACAUGGCCAGAGAGGCCUACCUGCGACUGCGUAGCACCAUGGUGCUGCUACAGGCAGCGGGCAAAGGCUACCUGGCCAGACAAAGCUUCGGGCAUUUGAAGGAGCAGAGACUGAGGGAGAAAGAGCAGAGGCUGAGGGAGAGAGAGAGUCAACAACAGCAGCAGCUGCUGCAGAAUGGACAGAUGCGCCUCUCGCCAGAAGAAGACGAUCAGCCAGUGAGGAUCAUGGGCCUGGACCUGAGCACAUGGGAGGACCGCUCAUACAAGGAGCGGGAAAGGAGCAUCCAGAGACUGAACAGCCAGGAGGAGAGGGUAAAAGAGGGACGAGGUGUAGAAAUAGGAGGUGAGGGAGGAGUGGCGAGGGCCGCAGAGAGCUCAGGUAGGGCCCAGUCGGAACCACCGCCAGUUUCGUCGACAGCCACUGUGGUGGUGAGAGAGAGGACCAGGACCCUGGACGAACCCUGCCAGAAGACCACCAGGGCCAAGAGGGAGAGCCGGAGGAUGAGGGAGCUGGAGCAGGCCAAGUUCAGCCUGGAGCUGCUCAAGGUGCGGGCCACGGGCAGUGGUGGAGCCUCGUCCCCCUCUGAAGAGAGGCGCUGGUCGGCCGAGCUGACCCCCACCACCACCCCGCCUCGCCGCUCUCCCCAGGGACCCGGAACCCCCGACAGCCAGAGCUCCAAGGGCAGCUUCGAGCUACUCAGCAUGGAUGAUGAGAUACUCAGGGAGAGGGCACCUUUGGCAGAUGAGGACGAGCUUGGUUCCCCCCUCUCUUCUGAAGUGCAGCUGGAGCAGGCCCCGGAUGUCAGCCUCGUGUCGAAGGAGUCUCCCAGGGCUUCUGUGUCCGAUGCCGCCGCCCCACCUCCAGACAGUCAGAGUCAGGCCAAGCUAGACCCGGCUGCCGCCUCUCCACCUCCGCCCAAGAUAGAGAACUACCUCCCUACCUUUUACGUUCCGUCAACUGAUGGCAGCUUGAUGAUCACCCAUCGUCUUAGCGAUGACUCCUCGCGGCCCCUCGAGGCCGAUACCACUAGUACCACCAUCGUCACCAAGCCGCUCAAGUCAAUCAAACAAAGGCGGGAAUCGUCACGGCGACCCGUGGUUGUGGUCAUCAGCAUGCAGAAGGAAACCCCCCUGGAUCAGGAGGAGCUCGAUGGUGCCAUCAUUCGUUUUCCGCCUGUAGAGGUUCGUGACGGAUCGGCACAAACCGGCGAAUCCCCUUCAUCGCCACGGCUACCAGUCCCUGCACCUGUUCCACCACUAGAUCCCGCCCCAGUCAUCCCUAUCUCUGGCCCCACCCCUGUCCCAGCUGCCAACCAGUUGGUCCUGGAGAAGCUGGAGCGACUGAACGAGGAAAAGGAGGAGAGGCAGCGGCACCUGCAGCAGCAGAACGAGCGGGAGAUGAUGGACCAGAUCCGGAAGCAGAAGGAGGUUCUGGAGAGACAGCGGCACCACUUCGCCCAGCACGAGAGGGAACUGUUGGAGAAGCAGAGGGGUGAGGCCCUGGUCAGGAUCCAGCAGAGCCGGCAGGGAGGGUCCCCCCAAGACAGGAGUGCAACCACAGCUACCUCUACCAGGCCCCUUAGACCCAGCUCCCUUCUCAUCGAGAGAGCCCCGGCUCUGGCUCCACCCUCCAGGACCCAGUCUGUGUCCGCUGCCCACGCAUACCUCUCUCCUCCUGGGCCGAUGGACACCCAGAGUGUCCCCAUGCCCCAUCCUGAGCCCAACAAGGCCCAGCCCAACAAGGCCCAGCCCAACAAGGCCCAGCCCAACCAGGCCCGGCUCCCUCCACCUCCCUCAGCCCCCAAAACAAAGACCAGGGAUGGGAGACCCAUUGCGGAUGGCUGGGCGCCGAAUUUGACCCUGGAGUCCAGAGAGGGCGGGGGAGGAGGAGCCAGAGGGAGGGUUCCCAAGAAGGUCCCAGCUAAUCAGGGCACCAGCAUCAGCAUGACUGACAUGUCGGAAAACAUCUUCUUUGCGCCCAAAGACAGAGUGGCGUUCUCUAAGUUUGACAAGGAGAAGCCUGUUAAUCAAGAGAAGCCUGUAGCAGUCCCAAAAGAGGGCCCCUCAAGCACCAAGCCCACCAUAGGACUGAAAACACAGGAGGUCAGCAGGGCGGGCCACAGAAAGAAAGCCCGCAUGGCACGGACACGCUCUGACUUUCUGACCCGCACGCCGACCUCCUCGCUGGGGUGCGAGUCGGAGGACGAGUACGACGGAAAGCCCCCCCUCUCCUCCCCUCCCCCCUACGCCAAAACCAUCCCUAAACAGGAGUCCUUUGAGUGUUUCAGUGACUCAGAGAUGCCUUCCACUAGCUCUGAGGAACAGAAGAAGAUACAGAAGGCCAUGUCAUCUGGAGAUCUGGCCAAAGUUGACACGAUACGCAAGAACGCCCAGUCAGAUGGAAGGGUUCGUGGUAAGAUGCGUUUCUGGGGCAAGACGAAGCAGGGUGAGAAGAAGUCGUCCAGAGAGAAGCUGUUCUGUGGAGGUGACUCCAUGGAUGCAGAUGACGGAGACACGGGGCCACUGCUGGGAGAAGCAGGACAGGAUUACAUGUCACCGCCUCGUAGUCCAGACCUGACCCUGGAGCGGGGGGCCAAGGAGUUCAAGGAGAACAAGGAGCCCUCACCAAAAGUGAAGAGGCGGCGUAGCGUCAAGAUUAGCAGUGUCGCCCUAGAGCCUGCCCAGUGGGGGAAUGAUGCACUGCAGAUCCUCACCUGCACCAACGACUACAGGAGCAUGAACGACUUCCUCAUGAAGAAGAUCAGUGACCUGGUGGCUGAGGACGGCGGUAAGAAAGACACAAUGGUGGACGUGGUGUUUAAAAAGGCCUUGAAGGAGUUCCGCCUCAAUAUCUUCAACUCCUACUCUACUGCUCUAGCGAUGGAUGAUGGGAAGAGUAUCCGCUAUAAGGACCUGUACGCCCUGUUCGAGCAGAUCCUGGAGAAGACCAUGCGCUUGGAGCAGAGGGACUGGAGCGAGUCGCCCGUCAAGGUCUGGGUCAACACCUUCAAGAUCUUUCUGGAUGAAUUCAUGACCGAGUACAAGCCCAUGGACAGCACCAUCAGCAAGGUCCCCAAAACCGAGCGAAAAAAGAGGAGGAAAAAGGAUGCAGAUAUUGUGGAGGAACACAAUGGCCACAUCUUCAAGGCCACCCAGUACAGCAUCCCCACCUACUGCGAGUACUGCUCCUCUCUCAUCUGGAUGAUGGACAGGGCCUGCGUCUGCAAAUUGUGUCGCUAUGCCUGCCACAGAAAGUGCUGCCUGAAGUUGACCACCAAAUGCAGCAAAAAGUACGACCCAGAGCUGUCGUCCAGGCAGUUUGGGGUGGAGGUGUCCCGUCUGACCAACGAGGAGAGGACAGUGCCCCUGGUGGUGGAGAAGCUCAUCAACUACAUUGAGAUGCACGGCCUCUACACCGAGGGCAUCUACAGGAAGUCUGGCUCGACCAAUAAGAUCAAAGAGCUCAAGCAGGGACUGGACACAGACGUGAACAACAUGAACCUGGAUGACUACAACAUCCACGUUAUCGCUAGUGUCUUCAAGCAGUGGCUCCGGGACUUACCCAAUCCGCUUAUGACCUUCGAACUAUACGAGGAGUUCCUCCGCGCCAUGUGCCUGCAGGACAAGAAGGAGGUGAUUCGAGGGGUCUACUCUAUUAUCGACCAGCUCAGUAGAACUCACCUCAACACUCUGGAACGGCUCUUCUUCCACCUAGUUAGGAUCGCAGGGCAGGAGGACACCAACCGUAUGUCGGCCAACGCCCUGGCCAUUGUCUUCGCCCCCUGCAUCCUCCGCUGCCCCGACACCAUCGACCCCCUGCAGAGUGUCCAGGACAUCGGCAAGACCACAGCGUGUGUGGAGCUCAUCAUCGGAGAGCAGAUGAAUAAGUACUGCGCCCGGCUGAAGGACAUCAACAGUCUGGAGUUUGCCGAGAACAAAGCCAAGUGCAGGUUGACCCUCAUUCGGAGAUCAAUGAAACCUGUACUAAUUGCUGUUAGAUUUAUGACCAUAUCCCGCAGUACCAUCCCGCCAAACGCAGCCAAAAAGGGCAAGGGCCACGUACGGCGGUUCAGCUACCACACGCCCUCGCCCCCGGUUAGCCCACGCCUGCCAUCCGUGACCGGUGCAGUAAUGCAGGAGAGUGGUGGUGAGGAGGUGGGGGCAGGGCUGGAGCCUGAGGUAUCGGAGCACCAGCAGUUGGCCAUGCAGCAGGAGGAGAGGGUGCUGACGGAGCAGAUCGAGAGCCUGCAGAAAGAGAAGGAGGAGCUAACCUUUGAGAUGCUGACUUUGGAGCAGCGAGCAUCAGACGAUGAGACCCUGGAGUCGGAGGCGUCCAUCGGCACGGCCGACAGCUCUGAGAACCUCAACGUGGACUCUGAAGGGGCCACCUCCGACUUCUCCGGUCCCUCAGAGAGAGAACCCACGCUGGCCCCCGUCGCCCGAACCAAGAGGUCGGAGGGGAAGAGCCACCGACGCCGCAACCUACGCAGGCAACCAGAUUCCCAGGACUCAGUGGACUCCUGUUCCACCAUCUCCUCCCUCUCCUCCUCCUCCCACUUCCACCCGUCCUCUUCCUCCUCUGUGGCCACAGCUCGCCACUUUCGCUACCGCUCCAAGUCACCCUCUUCUGGCUCUGGCUCUGCCCAGGGCUUGUACCUGACCCAGCCUCCCCGCCGCGACAGCAUGGACUGUCCCCCCCUGGCCAAACAGGAGGGGGCGUUCGAAGAGAGGUCACAGUUCACCAGCCGAGGCACCUUCAACCCGGAAAAGGGCAAACAGAAACUGAAAGGAUCCAAGAACUCUCCCUUGAGGCACUCCCAUGACAGUGGGGGCCGCAGCAGGGAUCCGCCUGACUUACCCCAGCAGCGGGUGUUGUACGGCAGCAAUGAGUUCAUGGUAUGAAGGACAGUGGGAACACCUCCUUCGUCACAGCCCACUCUCCCUAAGAGCAUGCGAUCUGACCCCCUUCCUCAAACACUCCAGCUCACCCUUUCUCAGUCCACGUCCGCAACGAUGCAGCACUGUCCCCCCAAGUGCCAUGUACACACAGUACUGUGUACAGUACACCUCAAAGAGACAGGAGAGGGACAUGCUGGGAGUGGGAGAGGAGGAACCAGUAGAAGGGUUGAUCUCCUGUGGCCUUAACUGCCAACCACACUCCCCAUGGUCCCUCUGCAGGUCUGGGUCUCCCUCAGCCCAGGGGAGAGGGGACGUGUGGAGCAGGAAGGCAGAGAAAAGGGAAUGCUGGGACACUGGGAGAGGACUACUCAGCAUCCGGGAGAUCUCCCGAGCUGACGUCCCGAUGCAAACUAGUAGGUGGAACGAAAAAAAUAAAGGCUACCGAGCCAUUGACAGUGCUGCCGUGUCCAUGAACUUGAGAUCUCAAUCAUUGGCUGCUUUAAAGUUUACAGUUAAAAACAAUCAAUGUAAGCAGUGGUUCCUCUAUUAUUACAAAUGUAUUUUUCCCUUAAGCCUAUUUAAUAAUUUUUUUAUUUCAUGGAAACUAUAAAUCUAUAUAACUAUAUUAUAAAGGUAUAAAUAAUGUACAAAGCCGGAACACCAGUAACUGCUGGGUAGUUGAAGUCAAAUAUUUAUCUUUUUCUUGAGUAUCUUGGGCAGAGAUGUAUGGUAUUGGACAAAGGCUGUGUGCGUGUUUGAGUGUCAAUUUGUGUGAAUGAGAAGACCACUUCAUGUGUUUUUAAGUUUGUGCUGCUUUAUUGCUCUCCUGAGGGAAAUACGGCCAUGAAACGGACCAAGUUAGCUGGUGUGUAUUCCAGCCAAGGGGAUCCCAGCUCUGUAAAGAAUGUCGGAUGUGUAUAAAAUCACUGCAUUCACAGCUUAACAGCCAUACAACAAUUAGAAUGUACAGUACAAUAUGUAUUGGACAAAUGCCAUUCUCCUAGCUCUGGAUACAUGUUACCCCCAAAUCCUUGUCUUCCUGAGAUAUCAGUGUUGGACUCAAUAGCAACCAAACAAGGACAUGCACUUUCUUGUCUUCUGUCAUUAUUCGUACCAUUUCUUGUUUUUUUCUGGGUGUAUUAGUUUAACAUUUUUAUUGGGAUAGUUUUGUGGAGCUGUCAUGUUGGACAGUCAGCUGUUUUUCAGGCAACAGUCAAAAGACCCCUUUCAGUUUAAAACAUGCUUUUUGUAACACUAUCAGUGUUGAAAUAUAAAUUCCUUAUCAGCUAUCAGAGACUCAAAGAUAAAAAAAAUAAAACACGAUAUUCAAACACC
Salvelinus fontinalis (brook trout) is the source of this 6732-nucleotide messenger RNA. RefSeq names its product unconventional myosin-IXAa-like. The record is from RefSeq and is a predicted model, not a curated record. Lineage: Eukaryota; Metazoa; Chordata; Actinopteri; Salmoniformes; Salmonidae. Gene Ontology annotation, molecular function: GTPase activator activity; microfilament motor activity; ATP binding. Gene Ontology annotation, biological process: intracellular signal transduction. Gene Ontology annotation, cellular component: myosin complex.